CCGCCGCCCAGCCCUUGUGUAAUAACGAGUCGCAUCAGAUUAUAUAGAUAUUCCGACAUGCUGCUCACGGCCGUAAUUAGAAACACGGUGCGCGCCGCUCGCCUCGGAGACUUCAACGGGAUCGGCGGGCGGAGGGCGGCGGGGCGGGGCGGCGCGGAACGGGGCGGGGCGGGGCGGCGUGCAAGGAGGGCGAGGCGGUGUGGGUCGAGGCGUUCAGGGCCCAGCUGGUGCGGCGGUCAAGGAGGAUAUUAAGAUAUGGCCCGGUAUAAAUGUGUGUGUGUGUGUGUGUGUGUGUGUGUGUGUGUGUGUGUGUGCAGCGGCGGGGCUGCCACACGUUGGGGCCGCCGCACACCUGCUAAUUCCACGCAUGCGCCCUGACCUGCGUUGCCGCAUGUCUCCCGCCGACCGGACUUGCCGUCCUAUUAUCCAGCUUGUUUCGGGCGCGGGGGUUGUUUUUUAGCGUGCGGUGGUGCGGGGGCGUCGGGGCCGAGGCGGCAGCAGCGGCAGACGGCAGCCUGGCGGGACGCGGCAGCUGUGGGGGAGCUUCCGAGGUGCAAAAGUCGGCUCCCUUUGCUGAGUGUCUGACCCGCCCGGAGCCCGCCUCUCGCGGCGGCAGCCUCAAAGCCGAUCACACGGGCCGUACCCUCAACGCUCACCUCAUCUCCUGGGGACCCGCGGCCCGCGCACCGCCUGCCCCGCACCACACCCGCGCCUCUCGCCCCGCCCCGCGCCGCGCCGCGCCGCCUCCCAUCCUUACACGAUUUACCUUCGAGAUAAACACACUUGUCGCCGCUUCCAUAGGAGGGGACAGGCCCGGGGAGCGAGUGAGGAGUGAGUGAAAGGUGUGAGUGUAGUGAGAGGUGUGAGUGUCGCCGCGUGCCGGGCUGGCCAGCGGGCCGCCCCUCGUCGCUACUCUUGCCCAACGCGGCGGGAAGUGACGGCGUCAACCUUCUCGGAAGUGACAUGUUGUUCCACUGAAUCAGAUCCUGUCGCCGGGAAUAUAUAGGCGGCGGCGGCGGCGCUGUGUUCACUGUCUUGACGCGCUCGAGGCCACACGGGAACUGUGUGGGGGGCCAAGCCGCGGCGCAGCCCAGAAAACUACCUGUGAGUGAGGCGCUGAUGGGGACGCCGGGCCCCUGGGUGUUCUGUAGCGUUAGGUGAGGGAGGGUCGAGCGUGAGUCUCUGGGGCGUGACUCACGAUGGGUCGCUCGUUACAGUGCCGCGGCGAGGACACGGACGCAGCGCUCCACGCCUGGAAAUGAAGAUACGCACGCCAGCGCCCUGACCAAGGCUGCAGCAGAGGGAGCCGCGUCAGCGCCUGCCAGUGACAGUGCCAGGCUAGUGUUCAGACCAGUGCCCAGUGCCCGGCGGUGCCGCGACACAGUGCCAAAAGGUGUCGGAGAGUAUGCGCGGGGCCGCGCGGGUGCCAGCGGCCUCCCAGACACAGUGACGCCUCCAGCCUCCCGCCGGUGCCUCUCGCCCUCCCGCUGUGUCCGGAGGUCGAGGAUGAGGUUCGGGGGGCGGGGGCGGGCGGGGGCGGGCCACCUCCUGCCGUGGGCCGCCCUCCUGCUCCUCUGCAUCAGCGUCACCAGCACGGAACGCACGCGGCGGGAACCCAAGUGGUGGAGGAUCGCCAAGAUAUCCGAUCCGUCUAACCUGAUCAGCAACCACAUCAAGUCCAACUACCUCGGCGACCACGACCUCGACCCCGCCAUCCGCCUCAUCUUGCGGCGGAAGCAGCGGCGCCUUCUGAGGGACAACCCCGGCGCGCUGGUGGCCGUGGCGAAGGGCGCGCGGGCGGCCGUGCACGAGUGUCAGCACCAAUUCCGCAACAGACGGUGGAAUUGCUCCACCACGGUGUUCGCCAAGCGGAAGACGCUGUUCGGCAAGAUUGUGACCAAGGCGUGUCGCGAGGUGGCCUUCCUGUACGCCCUGACCUCGGCCGCCGUGACCCACACCGUGACCCGGGCCUGCACGGAGGGCACAAUCGACUCCUGCAACUGCGACUACCGCGCCAAGGGUCCCAAAGGCAUAGACUGGGAGUGGGGCGGAUGCUCGGACAAUAUCGACUUCGGGAGCAAGUUCGCGCGGCUGUUCGUGGACGCAGGGAUGAAGGGGCGAGACUCACGCUUCCUCAUCGACCUACACAACAACGAGGUCGGGAGGCUGCACGUGAAGGACAACAUGAGGAAGGAGUGUAAGUGUCACGGUAUGUCGGGCUCCUGCACCGUCAAGACCUGCUGGUGGAGGCUGCCGUACUUCAGGAGAGUGGGCGACGUGCUAAAGGAUCGGUUUGACGGCGCCUCUCGCGUGCAGAUGCGGAGCCUCGCCAACACCAGGACGCCCAACGCGCGGCGGCCGAACAGACGCAGGAAGAACAAGCGGCGGAAGAGGAAGUCCUACCGCCUCUUCCGCCCCUGCAACCCCGACCACAAGCCGCCCUCCAAGAAGGACCUCGUCUACCUGGAUGAGUCGCCCGAUUUCUGCGUCAGGAAUAGGAAGUUAGGCAUCAUCGGCACCAGGGGGCGGGAGUGCAACAGGACGAGCAUCGGCCUGGACGGGUGCGACCUCAUGUGCUGCGGGCGGGAGUACCACACGCAGGUGGUGGAGGUGGAGGAGCGGUGCUCGUGUACCUUCCAGUGGUGCUGCGAGGUGCGGUGCAAGACGUGUAAAUACAUGAGGACCAUACACACCUGCUCGUAAGGGGGGGCAGGUGUGUGGAGGUGUGUACAGGGAAGGUGUGUGGAGAGGAAAUGUGAAGGAGAAAACUGGAGCAAAAAAUGAGAUGAAAGGAAUGAGAGUAAAAAGUGAGGGAGAUAAGGACAAUAUACACCUGUUCGUCAUGGCCAGGUGUGUGCAGGUGUGUACAGGGAAGGUGUGUGAAGAGGAAAUGUGAAGGAGAAAACUGGAGCAAAAAUUGAGAUGAAAGGAAUGUUAGGAGGGUAAAAAGUGAGGGAGAUAAGGACAAUAUACACCUGUUCGCCACGGUCAGGUGUGUGAAGGUGUAUGGAGGUGUCUCGAUGGGAUGUUGUGAAGGAUGAGUUUAAGGAGGAAAAGUGAAGAAUGAACAGUGGAAAGUGAGGACCAUGAGCCUUAGACACUUAUUCUCAAGACAGACAAGCGUGAAGGUGCAUGGGAAAAAGUGUGUGGAAAGGACAGUGAGAAAAGUAGAUGGAAAAUGAGAAAUUAGAGGAAUAUAAAGACAAUAAAAUGAGGAACAGAUGGACCGCUUUCACCUGUUCUUCAUGAAUCUAAUGAGGAGAGAAAUGAUGAGAAGUGUUGAGGGAAGAAACGUCGAUGGUGUGAGGGAUGAAAAUAUGGAGGAAAAGUGAGACAUGAGGACCAUAUAUAAACCUAUUCUUAAUGAGUUAAAAGGAAAGGUGAGCGGAGGGAAGGUGAAAAAAGGAAGAUGUGUAAAUUGAACGGUGCAAGGAGAAAAGUGUGACUGAUACGGUGUGAAAAGAACCUCGCUCAGAAAGAAGAAAAGAAUGAAGGAAAAGAAAGUAUACAAAGAAAGGAAAAAAAUAAAUGAAAGUGGAAGGGCAAGUAAAUUAUAAGGAAAAGAAGAAAAGAAAUAAUGAAGGAAAGGAAGAAAAUGAGAUGAAGUGAAAGGGAAGGUAAAUUAUAAGGAAAAGAAGAGGAAAAGAAAUAAUGAAGGAAAGGAAGAAAAUGAGAUGAAGUGAAAGGGAAGGUAAGGGGAAGAGAAGAAAAGGAGCAGGAGAAAGUAGUUUGCAGCGGUGAAAGUGGGAAUUGUUCUGGUUCCCGAGUGUAGCGUUUCACUUUUGUUUCGCAAGGGAAGAAGGGCGAAGGAGUAAAGGAACGAAACUAUAUGGGAACGAAACUAUAUGGGAACGAAACCAUAUGGGAACGAAACUAUAUGGGAACGAAACUAUAUGGGAACGAAACUAUAUAGGAACGAAACUAUAUGGGAACGAAACUAUGAGGCAACGAAACUAUAAGGCAAUGAAACCAACAAAAAACGGGGACAAGAGAGAACAGAACAAAACAGCAACGGAACACAGAAAUGGAACAAAUCAACGGAAAAACAUAUGAACAACGCAACCAUAAAGGAACGGAACAAAAGAUGAAUUGAAAUAUAAAUGAACGAAACAGGAAAGGAACAGAACAAGAAACGAAACAUCACACAAACCAAACGCCAGAUGAACGGGAUAAAACAGGAAGGAAACAUCACAGAGAGGAAACAUCGUAGGACCGGAACGACAGAUGACCGGAAUGAAACAGGAAGGAAACAUCACAGAGAGGAAACAUCGUAGGACCGGAACAACAGAUGACCGGAAUGAAACAGGAAGGAAACAUCACAGAGAGGAAACAUCGUAGGACCGGAACGACAGAUGACCGGAAUGAAACAGGAAGGAAACAUCACAGAGAGGAAACAUCGUAGGACCGGAAAGAAAGAUGAAGGGAAUGAAACAAGAACAGAUCAACCCAAGGACGGAAACAUCACAAAAACGAUAAUGUACGAGGUGAAACAGGAAGGACACAAAGCAGGGAGAAACAUCACAGAAACGAAACAAGAAGAACGAAACAUUGCAGAAACAGAACGCCAAAGGAACAACAACAGAAGAAGGAAACAAAACAAACGGAAUAUCAGAUGAAAAAAAAACAUAACAAAACAGAAGGUGGGACAAAACAGGCAAACGAAACGAUACAAUAACAAAGCGAAACAAGCACAGCAACAACAACAACAACAACAACAACAACAACAACAACAACAACAACAGCAACCAGUGAAACAUACCGCACCGGAACCAGAACUCAGCAUCCCCCCCCCCCCCCCCUAUUCCCCGGGAUGCUGACCACGAACAGACACACGCCGCAGCCGCUUCUCCGCGUCGCGCUGAUCUCUCGAAUUACUCUUUAAUUUUUUUUGUACCGAACCAUUUUGUAACGUAGACUAUAAUACACCUACUUGUAUGUGUAUUGGUACUGUGUGUGUGUGUGUGUGUGUGUGUGUGUGAAGCAUACUAGAGGCUACAUAGCAUGAGUAGUUUACUUCCCCCGUUAUUAAGAAAAGUCAUACCAACGAAUAUACUAGAACCAAACACAUAAGAAAGCGCCAUGAUAAACGAACACCAGACCGCACGGAACACAGCAGCGAUGAUCCCGAGGGUAAUGAUAGCGACAGUGGUGACUUUUGAACAUUUGCUUAGUAUAAUAGCCGUUCAGUCUCCUCUCUUUAAUUAAGCAUGAAAAUAUAAAGACUCGCUAGCCAAAUGCCGCUGCAGAUAAUUUUGUACACUUUCCUAGUAUAGUAAAGGACGUGCGGUGACCUGUCUUAAGCAUACAAAUAAAAGACCCGCUAACUAAAUGCCGCCCUUCGUAAUUUUAGUAAUAUUUGUAUUUUGUUAAUAUUGAUAAUGAGGAUGAUGCAAAAACCGUCUCAUUUAGCUAAAAACUAUGAUGUAAGAAAAAGAAAAACGCGAGCACAAACCCGCAAACAUACACGCAAUGGAACACAAACCCAAAAAAGCUUGCACAAUAUAAUAGAAAGUAUCAGACCCACUUUUUAGGUCCCCUCCGAGCUAGUGCACUUGCUAGCGAUAGAGGAUUCCAUCGCGCUCCAGGACAACCCUGGAGCGCGAUCGAAUCCUCUAUCGCUAACAAGUGCACUAGCUCUUCCGUGGACCCAAAAAUAGGCUGUUCGUACCUCAAAGCCGUUAAUUUAACUCCAUUUAACGAGCAUCAUGUGAAACGAAUCAUAAAAAAUAGAAAGCAGAAAAAUAGAUUAUUCUUAUUUUAUGCCACUUAUCAUCUUUGAUAAAAUAUAUGUAUUUUCAAAACAAUUAAAACUAAUAUUUUCCUUGAUAAAAUUCCCCAUAUAUUUUGUUUUCACCGGAAACAUUUUCUCGUGUCUACUGAUACGUUUGGAUAUAAUGAACGUGCGGAUACUACGAAUUAGUGGCCUCCUCAAUUAUUUCGUGUUAAUGAAUAAAUAUCCUACAAAGUACGCACACAGAAAAACAAGACACACAAAGAUGCAAACACAUCCAAACACACAUUAAGAAAAAAAAAGGAUAAAGCUCAGACACAAAAAAUAAAUAAACACACUAAUCCUUGACGAUAAACACACAAUCAGUGCCAAAACAAACCAAUCCCCCGCUGUAACAUAAACCACCGAGCAAGACCGGCCAUUUUGUCUGCCAUAACCCCCUCCUCCCCGUCCCGCGCUUGUCCUGUCUCGCGCCCCGGCCUAGGAGGGAACACGAAUAGACAGUCCUCUCCUUAGUACUGUUCCGUCCGUCUCAUUAUAUCUUCAUUUACACUAAGAACACACAGACACACAAACAAACAAACGAACACAAACACACGGUAGAGCUAAAGACAGAGAGGAAAAGAGAAUGUGAAAAAGUAAAGGAAUGAAUGAAAGGGAAAAUGCGUGAAUGAGGAAAGACGAAGAAGUGAGAGAAUGAAUUAGAGAAAGAGAAUGAGUGAAUGAAGAAAGAGCAAGAUGUGAGAAAACGAAUGAGAGAAAGAGAAUGAGUGAAUGAAUAAAAAGAGGAAGAAGUGACAACGAAUGAGAGAAAGGGAGAAUGAGUAAAUGAAGAAAGAGGAAGAAGUGAGAAAAUAAAUGAAAGCGAUAAUGAAUGAAUGAGUGAAAAUAAAUAAAGUUAUGUAAAAUGUAAGACAGAAAACGGAGGAAGGAAAGCAUAAGUUACGUCUAGAAUAUAAAAAACAACAACACGUGAAUGACUACUAGAGGCCUAACGUAAGAGGAUAUACAGUACCUUCUUUUUCUAUAUAUACACCCCAUACAUGCCUACACCCAUACCCUAUAGCGUUAAGGUAAUACUAUACUGCUAUUCGCUGCUAGUCAACGUUGCCUUAUAGACGAUAACUUGGCGUCGGAAGCUGGACUGAGGGGACACUAUAUCGUUUUUUUUUUAUAACGGUUUUGUUUUGUCUUCAUUGUUAUUAACGUCAUUGUAUCUUUUUUUUUUAUCUCGGGUUACUUUUCACUGCUAUAAUCACUGCAGACUACACUUUCCUGUCACUGUAUCUUUCUUUAUCUCGGGUUUGUUUUCACUGCUAUAAUCACUGCAGACUACACUUUCCUGUCACUGUAUCUUUCUUUAUCUCGGGUUUGUUUUCACUGUUAUAAUCACUGCAGACUACACUUUCCUGUCACUGUAUCUUUCUUUAUCUCGGGUUUGUUUGCACUGUUAUAAUCACUGCAGACUACACUUUCCUGUCACUGUAUCUUUCUUUAUCUCGGGUUUGUUUUCACUGCUAUAAUCACUGCAGACUACACUUUCCUGUCACUGUAUCUUUCUUUAUCUCGGGUUUGUUUUCACUGUUAUAAUCACUGCAGACUACACUUUCCUGUCACUGUAUCUUUCUUUAUCUCGGGUUUGUUUUCACUGUUAUAAUCACUGCAGACUACACUUUCCUGUCACUGUAUCUUUCUUUAUCUCGGGUUUGUUUUCACUGUUAUAAUCACUGCAGACUACACUUUCCUGUCACUGUAUCUUUCUUUAUCUCGGGUUUGUUUUCACUGUUAUAAUCACUGCAGACUACACUUUCCUGUCACUGUAUCUUUCUUUAUCUCGGGUUUGUUUUCACUGUUAUAAUCACUGCAGACUACACUUUCCUGUCACUGUAUCUUUCUUUAUCUCGGGUUUGUUUUCACUGUUAUAAUCACUGCAGACUACAAUGUCCAUGUUUCUUAAUUCACAGUGAGUCCCCCCUCCCUCACACACACCUUUAUUUUAUUUUAGGUUUGUACAGUUUUAAAGCUGAAGGAAGUCGAAAUGGAAUGAAUGUUCAGUGACAAGGAGUAAGGAGAAAAUCAUGAUAUAAGUUUGGUAUUUUUAAGCACAUCUUCAGGUUUCAUCUUCCGACUAGAAAUACAAAAAAAGUGACAGACAGGUCGCGUCGGUCCUGUCGGCGGCAACAAGAUGCAAGGGCGACGCAACACACGCUUCAGUUAAUUACGGUUACAAAAAAGAGAGAAAGAAAAAGAGAAAAGGAGUAUAUUUUUCACAGGAGGGAGCUCAAUGGCCAAAAAGAUUAAGAUAUAUAAAAGCCUUCUCGCGCUGCUCAUGCCUAGGGAGGACAGAGACAGUAACCUAAAGAGAGGGUCAGAUUCGAAUGGGGAGGGGUAAAAUUUUUCAACCCAACCAACCCCAUGAUGUCAAGAAGGGCAUAGCUAAACCUUGGUCUACACGUCACAUCACAGCCAUGCCAUCUGUCUUACAUGUCUCCUAUAACUACCUUUUCCCUCGCUGGUGUCCUUUAUCUUCAGUAACACCAGCACCUUGUAGUCUUGCCGUGUCCAUGCAAAUACCUUCUGUCAGACCUGGAUGAGCUAAACCUUGGUCAAAACAUCAUUCCAAUCCUAAAUCUCAAGCCAUACAAAAAAAUAAAAACAGUGACCCUAUAUGAACAAAGAUAAACACUGCAGAGACAAAAGAGAAGCAAGACAUGCCAACACGAGCCCUCUGUGUCGCAAUCGGCCAAGACUUGAAUAGGGCUUACAUCAUGAGGCACAGACCCCACUCCGUCACCAACCCACUCAACAUCACUCUAGCUGCAAGGUCACUCUAUUAUUAACAUCUCGCCACACUGCAACAUCACUCCACCUAAAGAACUCCCAUUAAAACAUCACUCCAGAUUUAUCACCACUCAGCUGUGUCUGUAUACUGUCUGGCGAAGUGUGUGUGGAAGGCGGAUCUGUGGGUGAAAAUAGUACUCACUCUCACUCUCUCACUCUCUCUCUCUCUUGACUAGUUGUUUAUUGGGCGAAUGAGUAAAUGAGUAAGGCGAUGAUGGUGGUAUAUUAGAGGUAGUACUGGUGGUGGUAGGGUGGAGGUGGUGGGUAGAAGUGGUGGUAAUGAUGGUGGUGGUGAUGAUGGUGGUGGUGACGGUAGUGACAAUGGUAAUGGUGAUGAUGAGGAGGAUGGUGGUGGUGGAGGUAGAAGUGGUGGUGGUGGUGGAGGUAGUAGUGGUGGUGGUCGUGGAGGUAGUAGUGGUGGUGGUGGUCGUAGUGGUGGUAGUGGUGGUGGUGGUCGUAGGAGUGGUGGUAGUGAUGGUGGUGUUGGUGGUCCGGACAGGUGCCUAUCCUUCCUGCCCUCCCCGCCGCGACCCCCUGACCCUCCCCCGCUGAGGCUCGUCCGCUAGUCAGGCCGCGUCGCUCACCGGCCCCGGGAAUACUAAAUUAAAUUGUUCUUCGCGGCGACGAGGCUUCCAAAUCGGGCGGCGUUCUCGGCCUAACCAGCGGCGCGCCCUGACGUGUCCUCCUGUUUAAUUGGACGGCCGGGGAGCACAUGGCCAUCUUAUUGUCACUGGCGAUCCAAAACGGGCAGUGAUAGAUGGAGACAGACCCCAGAACUCUCAUCGACAGGGGUGUUACGUAUUCCCCCUCCCACCCCUCGUCGCGCACUGAGCCCCCGUCAGCACAUACACGGCUUUUUAUUGAACACUUCUUUACUGCGUCGCCUCAGUCCAACUCGACACGUAGUUUUUUUAUCAUUCUUCUUAUUUGAUGUAUCCAAUAUUUAUACGGAAAGACGCGACGCGACGCUCCUAUCGUGAGUGUGUCGUGUUUUUUUAUUAUUAUUCCCAGCGGCCAUUGCAUUGUAAGCUUGGAGGCGUGAGGUAUUGUGCACUUAUAAAAACUAUCGAACUUUUUUUUUUUGAAGGACGUAAUAAAAGAGUGAGCGAAGCCUAAGAAUCAAUGCACGAUGGUAACUACGUGUGCUUAGUUUUAUUGUUCGUCCAGUUUCAUAGAUUAUCGUGAGCCUGGGUGGUGUGUGUGUUUAUAUUAUCGAUUGACUGACUGACUGGCUGACUCUUGAACCAAAGAUCUAGCCACCCGGGACGCGACACCUGAGGGAUCACCUGAUACUCAGACUCCGAAGUUAAGCUGUUAAGGACAUCUGCGACAAAAUUAAAGAGUAAAAUCAUGAAUUGGGAUAUUUAUAAGAAAAAAUGAGGAUAAGUAUAGCUCUGCGACAAAAUUAAAGAGUAAAAUCAUGAAUUGGGAUAUCUAUAAGAAAAAAUGAGGAUAAGUAUAGCUCUGCGACAAAAUUAAAGAGUAAAAUCAUGAGUUGGGAUAUUUAUAAGAAAAAAUGAGGAUAAGUAUAGCUCUGUGACAAAAUUAAAGAGUAAAAUCAUGAAUUGGGAUAUUUAUAAGAAAAAAUGAGGAUAAGUAUAGCUCUGUGACAAAAUUAAAGAGUAAAAUCAUGAAUUGGGAUAUUUAUAAGAAAAAAUGAGGAUAAGUAUAGCUCUGUGACAAAAUUAAAGAGUAAAAUCAUGAGUUGGGAUAUUUAUAUGAAAAAAAAUGAGGAUAAUUAUAGCUCUGCGACAAAAUUAAAGAGUAAAAUCAUGAGUUGGGAUAUUUAUAUGAAAAAAAAUGAGGAUAAUUAUAGCCAAGUUCGAGUGGGAUAAGAAUUCAACUUUUUUUCAUAUUUCAUUCUCACAUCGUUUCGAUUUAUAUUUUAGGGCACACAGCUUUUAUAACUUCUACUUAAAAACUGUGGCAGUUUCCUCCUAAACUGAUUGAAAUUUAGUGUCUUGGGAUAAGUGUCCUCAACGACUUUCUUAAAUCAUGUAUCAUGUCACUUUCCGUCUUCCUGAAAGACUAAGACAUGCAUUUAUCGAGAUUUGUUUUUUGUUUUUUUUGAAUUCCUCUUUACGUUUUGUAACUUGAUUAAAUCACUGUGGCAAGUAACAUUUUAUUUCCUUUAAUUUAACUAUUUUGUUUCGUUAGUUGAUUCACUUUGUUAAUUUAUUCGUUUACUGUACUAUAGGUGAAGUCCCUCAGUGCCGCCUCUCGCCUCAGCUGGUGCCAAGACUGUCCCGGCAAGGAAUAACAGUUGUACAUAUUCCAUUUAUCUCAGUCUGCUUGCUUUAUUUAGGUCAUUUUAAUAAGUUAUAUAUCUUAUGUUUGUCUAAUUCAUCGUCUGACUGCUUUCUCUCUCUCUCUCUCUCUCUCUCUCUCUCUCUCUCUCUCUCUCUCUCUCUCUCUCUCUCUCUCUCUCUCUC
This is a messenger RNA of Eriocheir sinensis (Chinese mitten crab), 11004 nucleotides long. RefSeq names its product protein Wnt-1-like (gene wg). Gene Ontology annotation, biological process: canonical Wnt signaling pathway; multicellular organism development; neuron differentiation. Gene Ontology annotation, molecular function: cytokine activity; frizzled binding. Gene Ontology annotation, cellular component: extracellular region. The record is from RefSeq and is a predicted model, not a curated record. The transcript has 7 exons. Lineage: Eukaryota; Metazoa; Arthropoda; Malacostraca; Decapoda; Varunidae. The coding region runs from base 1507 to 2703 and encodes 398 amino acids.